Molecule: messenger RNA, 1695 nt
Organism: Eptesicus fuscus (big brown bat)
Lineage: Eukaryota; Metazoa; Chordata; Mammalia; Chiroptera; Vespertilionidae
Gene: ASB10
Product: ankyrin repeat and SOCS box containing 10
Exons: 7
Coding region: 67-1413 (448 amino acids)
Biological process (GO): protein localization to ciliary inversin compartment; intracellular signal transduction
Cellular component (GO): ciliary inversin compartment
Molecular function (GO): protein binding
Source: RefSeq, a predicted model, not a curated record
GCUGGAGCUGUUCCCCCCGCACAGCACAGCCGACUUGCUGCUGGAGAGCCGGGCUGCUGAGCCUCGAUGGAGCAGCCACCAGAGAGGCUGGUGGAGAAGCCCAGCAGUGGGUCUGCAGAACACCCAGAGUCUGGCCCGGGACCCAUCGUCACCCGCACAGCCUCAGGACCUGCCCUGGCCUUCUGGCAGGCAUUGCUGGCCGGGGACGUGGGCUCCGUCUCCAGCAUCCUCGCCGACUCCAGCACUGGCCUGGCACCAGAUUCCAUCUUUGAUACCAGCGACCCAGAGAGAUGGAGGGAUUACCGCUUCAACAUUCGCGCUCUGAGACUCUGGUCUCUGACUUACGAAGAGGAGCUGACCACCCCACUGCAUGUGGCGGCCAGCCGGGGCCACGCGGAUGUUGUGCAGCUGCUGCUGAGGCGGCGGGCAAAGCCAGACGGUGCCCCCGGGGGCCGCACCGCCCUGCAUGAGGCCUGUGCCGCAGGCCACACCGCCUGUGUCCAUGCGCUGCUGGUGGCAGGAGCCGACCCCGACAUCCCUGACCAGGAUGGGAAACGCCCCUUGCACCUCUGCCGGGGGGCUGGCACCCUCGAAUGUGCAGAGCUGCUCCUGAGGUUUGGGGCGAAAGUGGAUGGUCGGUCCGAGGAGAACGAGGAGACCCCUUUGCAUGUGGCCGCCCGGCUGGGCCAUGUGGAGCUGGCAGACUUACUUCUAAGACGGGGUGCAUACCCAGAUGCCCGAGACGCUGAAGGCUGGACACCGCUGCUGGCUGCCUGUGACACCCGCUGCACGCCCCCCACCGCCCCUGAGGCUACCGCAGCCCGCUGCCUCCAGCUGUGCCGCUUGCUGCUCUCAGCUGGUGCCGACCCCGACGCUGCCGACCAGGACAGGCGGCGGCCCCUGCAUCUGGCCUGCCUCCGCGGCUAUGCGGCCAUCGUGGAACUGCUCCUGUCCUGUGGCGUCAGUGUCAACGCCAUGGACUAUGGGGGACACACAGCCCUGCACUGUGCUCUGCAGGGUCCACCCUUGGCCGUGGCCCAGAGCCCAGAGCAUGCAGUGCGAGCUCUGCUCAACCACGGUGCCGUCCGAAUCUGGCCUGGGGCUCUCCCCAAGGUGCUGGAACGCUGGUGCACGUCCCCGCGCACCAUCGAGGUCCUGAUGAACACUUACAGUGUCAUGAAGCUUCCUGAGGAGGCCGCGGGGCUGGUACCUCCUGAAGUUCUGCAGAAGCACCACCGUUUCUACUCCUCCCUCUUCGCCUUGGUGAGGCAGCCCAGAUCGCUGCAGCACCUGAGCCGCUGUGUGCUCCGAGCUCACCUGGAGGCCUGUCUGCCCCACGCCCUGGCCCGCCUUCCCCUGCCGCCCCGCCUGCUCCGCUACCUGCAGCUGGACUUUGAGGACGUGCUCUACUAGAUGAACACUGCACUUUGAGAGAGCCUACAGCAAAUGCCCCAGACUCCAGGGGCUCUGGCCUGCCUCUCACAGUGCACCGAACGCAGGACUGAACUGAACCAACUCAAGCCCAGGUGGCCCUCUCAGCAGGAGGACCAUCUCCCCAGGCAGAGUGGAUGCUGCCAUUCCCACCAGGGAGAGGUGGAUGGACAUGUUUGUUGGAGAGAGAGCUAGGACUCAUGGCAAGUGAUACUCUCCUCUUGGGGGUCUCCUGAGGUCCCCUCUGGACAGUCCAAAUCCUGU